AUUGACCACCUAUCAAUAGAAAAACUCCUAAUAGACAGUGUCCAUGCAAGAUCUCAUCAAAAACUCCAGGAGCUGAAAGCCAUUCUGAAGAGCUACAACAUUAAUGAUAAUUCAUUCAUUGAAACGGCUCUUCCAACUCUUGUAAUUCCGAUUUUGGAACCAUGUGGUCGAUCAGAGUGCCUGCAUGUAUUUGUUGAUCUCCACUCUGGAAUGUUUCAACUGAUGCUGUAUGGUGUUGAUCAGCUGACACUCGAUGACAUAGAGAAGUCUGUUAAUGAUGAUAUGAAACGUAUCGUUCCUUGGCUCCAGCAGCUCAAGUUCUGGCUUGGACAGCAGCGUUGCAAACAGUCUAUAAAACAUCUGCCAACGGUGAGCAGUGAAACUCUUCAGCUAGCUAAUUAUGCUAGCCAUCCGGUGGGAAGCCUUUCCAAACACAAAUUGUUUAUCAGACUCACUCGCCUUCCGCAGUACUACAUUGUUGUAGAGAUGUUUGAUGUUCCUGGCAACCCCACAGAACUAGAGUACAAGUACCAUUUCCUCUCUGUGAGCUAUGCUGAAGGAGAUGACAGCCCUGCUACUGCACUUUUACUACAGCAGUUCAAACCCAACAUUGAAGAUUUGGUACUAGACCCAAAAAGUGGGAAACAAAUGAAAAGUGGUGUCAAGCGCAAGUUAUCUGGUGAUCCAUGUUCCAUAGAACCUAAGAAACCGAAACGGUCAGGAGAAAUGUGUGCCUUCAACAAAGUGCUAGCUCAUAUUGUAGCCAUGUGUGAUACAAAUAUGCCGUUUAUAGGGCUUCGAAUGGAGUUAUCUAAUAUGGACAUUCCUCACCAAGGAGUACAAGUAGAAGGAGAUGGCUUCAGCCAUGCAAUACGUUUACUAAAAAUUCCUCCCUGUAAAGGUGUAAACGAGGAAACGCAGAAGGCUCUGGACCGAUCUCUUCUUGAUUGCACUUUCCGAUUACAAGGUAGAAACAAUCGCACGUGGGUGGCUGAGCUGGUGUUUGCGAACUGUCCACUAAAUAGCACUUCAUCCAGGGAGCAAGGACCAACCCGUCACGUUUACCUGACAUAUGAAAACCAGUUAUCUGAACCAGUCGGAGGUCGCAAAGUUGUUGAGAUGUUCCUUAAUGACUGGAACAGCAUCGCUCGGCUAUAUGAAUGUGUCCUGGAGUUUGCACGAUCCUUACCGGACAUACCCAACCACUUAAACGUUUUCUCAGAAGUUCGCAUCUACAAUUACAGAAAACUUAUCCUUUGCUAUGGAACUACCAAGGGGAGCUCAAUCAGCAUUCAGUGGAACUCCAUACUCCAGAAGUUCCACAUUUCACUGGGAACUGUUGGCCCAAACUCAGGUUGCAGUAACUGUCACAACACAAUUCUGCACCAGCUCCAGGAGAUGUUUAAUAAAACACCAAACGUGGUGCAGUUAUUACAGGUUUUGUUUGACACUCAGGCUCCAUUAAAUGCCAUCAACAAACUUCCAACAGUGCCCAUGCUGGGUCUGACUCAACGCACCAACACUGCCUAUCAGUGCUUCUCAAUUCUGCCGCAGUCACCCACGCACAUCAGGCUGGCCUUCAGGAAUAUGUACUGCAUCGACAUCUACUGCCGGAGUCGUGGCGUCGUAGCGAUACGCGACGGGGCGUACAGUCUUUUUGACAACAGCAAAAUAGUAGAAGGUUUUUACCCUGCACCUGGAUUAAAGACAUUCCUGAACAUGUUUGUUGACAGCAAUCAGGAUGCACGAAGACGAUCCGUAAAUGAAGACGACAACCCACCUUCUCCUAUUGGUGGAGACAUGAUGGAUUCUUUGAUAUCGCAGCUUCAACCCCAGCAGCCACCGCAGCAACCACAACAGGCAUUUGCAAAACAGGCAGGAGCCUCGGGAGCAUAUCCUCUCACGUCACCACCCACCUCCUAUCACAACACGGUGACACCAUCUCCGUCUAUGAUGCACACGCAGUCACCAGGGAAUCUGCAUGCUGCCAGCUCACCUAGCGGAGCUUUAAGAGCACCAUCACCUGCAUCCUUUGGUCCAACUCCUUCGCCUUCCUCUCUUGGAAUCACAAUGGGACAAACAGCUAACUUUGCCAGCCCACAUGGUACUAUAGACCCGAGCUCACCAUACACCAUGAUGUCACCCAGUCAGCGUGCAGGGAACUGGCCAGGAUCUCCCCAGGUCUCUGGUCCAUCACCAGCAGCACGGAUGCCUGGAAUGUCACCAGCCAACCCUUCCCUUCAUUCACCUGUCCCAGAUGCCUCUCACUCCCCACGAGCUGGAACAAGUUCCCAAGCCAUGCCGACUAGCAUGCCUCCACCUCGUAAACUACCUCAGCGCUCUUGGGCGGCAUCCAUACCUACAAUCCUCACCCACAGUGCCUUGAAUAUUCUUCUGUUGCCCUCUCCUACCCCUGGGCUUGUGCCGGGACUAGCUGGCAGCUAUCUGUGCUCCCCUCUUGAGCGAUUCCUUGGAUCGGUUAUUAUGAGGAGGCAUCUUCAGAGGAUCAUACAACAGGAAACGCUACAGUUAAUAAACUCCAAUGAACCAGGUGUAAUUAUGUUUAAGACGGAGGCACUGAAGUGCAGGGUUGCUCUCAAUCCCAAAACCAACCAGACCUUGCAACUGAAAGUAACACCUGAAAAUACAGGCCAGUGGAAAUCCGAGGAGUUACAAGUUUUGGAGAAGUUCUUUGAAACAAGGGUUGCAGGACCACCUUUUAAAGCCAACACCCUAAUAGCCUUCACAAAAUUACUAGGGGCUCCGACGCAUAUCCUCAGGGACUGCGUACACAUCAUGAAACUUGAGCUGUUCCCUGAUCAGGCGAGUCAGCUGAAAUGGAACGUGCAGUUUUGUUUAACAAUUCCUCCCAGUGCUCCACCAAUUGCGCCUCCAGGAACACCUGCUGUUGUGCUGAAAUCCAAAAUGUUGUUUUUUCUCCAGCUAACACAGAAAACAACAGUCCCCCAGGAAGCUGUUAGUAUUAUUGUCCCAAUUAUUUAUGAUAUGGCUUCGGGUACAACGCAACAAGCUGACAUUCCCAGGCAGCAGAACUCUUCUGUUGCUGCUCCAAUGAUGGUUAGCAAUAUUCUAAAGAGGUUUGCUGAACUGAAUUCACCACGACCAGGUACUGUACAUGUCCAGUAG
Messenger RNA from Eurypyga helias (sunbittern), 3147 nucleotides. It is a transcript of the gene MED14, whose product is annotated as mediator complex subunit 14. Gene Ontology annotation, biological process: regulation of transcription by RNA polymerase II. The transcript has 21 exons. Gene Ontology annotation, molecular function: transcription coregulator activity. Gene Ontology annotation, cellular component: mediator complex; core mediator complex. The annotation marks the transcript as partial. The record is from RefSeq and is a predicted model, not a curated record. NCBI's taxonomy places the organism in Eukaryota, Metazoa, Chordata, Aves, Eurypygiformes, Eurypygidae.